UAUAUCAUAAACUGUAGAACAGAAUCCAGUUCGUCAGAUACAUAGUGUUAUCCUCUACACAUAGUACAGAAGAAAACAUGUGUAAGCUAGUGGAAAUUAGAUUUAAACAGGUCAGAAGGAAGUUGAACCUGAAGGAAUACCAAAUUAUAAGGACCAUUCAUAACUGUAGACACUGAUAAAAGCAUAAACGUUUCAACUAAGCAAAUUAAUUUCCUCUUUUGUUGAUAUAAGUCUAACAAAUAAACCCCGUUUCUUUUUGCACCGGUGCAACUUGUCUAAAGCAAGAUGACAUUCAUUUGGGCUCAUUUAUUUGCCUAAUAAUGACAAAUAUUACAUGUAAAAAAAAGAAAAAAAGAAAAAGCCAAUCAGGACGCAGCAGGGUGAGCGACAGGUAAAAAUCGAAUCCCGACUUCGCGCCCGCUAACUAUAUUUCCCAGAAUGCCAAGCGAGACGAGCCGGCCAACCUACCCAACUCCCGGAGGUUCCUUGCCCCCCGCCCGCCGCGCGAUGUCAUUGGGUCGUAACUCUGAGUGAUCCCUCGGUCGGCCUAGCUCGCGCCCAAUCCAGUCCAGCCUGGGGCUCUAGGCGAUGGCCGCGGCUGGGAUCCUCCUGGCCGCCGCUCUGGGGGGAGGGUUGCUUUUCAUCGCGCGGUGCUUCUCUUCGGUGGCCAGAAAAGUUGCGCUGAGGAUGCCGGUUGGCCGCCCGAUGGAGGGCAAGACUGCCAUCAUCACCGGAGCCAACAGCGGCUUGGGGCGGGCCACGGCGGCCGAGCUCCUACGGCAAGGCGCGAGGGUCAUCAUGGCCUGCCGGGACUGCGGCCGCGCGGAGGAGGCUGCCCGCGAGCUCCGCGCCGAAGUGGGCCUCUGCUCGCGCGGCGGCGGCGAGUGCCGCGGGGAGUUGGUGGUGCACGAGCUCGACUUGGCUUCGCUCCGCUCCGUGCGCAGCUUCUGCCAGCAGGUGCUGAAGGAAGAACCAAGGCUGGAUGUUCUGAUCAACAAUGCUGGGAUAUUCCAGUGUCCUUAUAUGAAGACAGAGGAUGGUUUUGAGAUGCAGUUUGGCGUCAAUCACUUAGGUCACUUUUUGCUCACAAAUCUUCUCCUGGGUCUUCUAAAAAGUUCUGCUCCCAGCAGGAUUGUUGUGGUAUCCUCCAAGCUUUACAAAUAUGGAGAAAUCAACUUUGAUGACUUAAACAGUGAAUUAAGUUAUAACAAAAGCUUUGCUUAUAGUCGAAGUAAACUGGCCAACAUAUUGUUUAGCAGGGAAUUAGCCCGACGCAUAGAAAACACAGGUGUCACUGUGAAUGUAUUACAUCCUGGUAUGGUCAGAACAAAUCUAGGUAGGUAUAUACAUAUUCCUUUAUUAGCCAAGCCCCUUUUCAGUUUGGUAUCUUGGGCAUUUUUCAAGUCUCCAUCAGAAGGAGCCCAGACCAUUGUUUAUCUGGCCGCUUCUCCUGACAUAGAGGGUAUAUCUGGGAAAUAUUUUGGAGACUGCAAGGAGGAGCAAUUGUUGCCCAAGGCUACAGAUGACUUGAUUGCAAGAAAAUUGUGGGAUAUCAGUGAAGUGAUGGUGGGAUUAUUAAAAUAACCUAGAAGAAGCACUUUAUUGAAACAAUGGUCAAAGCUAUUUUUGAGGCUUUCGUUAUGUUCCUUGCACUUUAUCCCCUUGGUUUUUGAGACACUUAUUUUGGGAUUCAGAGCAGUCCGUGUCGAAUCUUGAUUCUUUCCAUUUUUUUUUAAACAAAAAUUUCCAUAUAAAGAAAAUGUAAUAUUUAAUUAAAAGAAUUAGAGUAUAAGAAAAUGUUAAUAUAUUUCAAGAGAGAUAUAUAAAUAACUCUUCUGUGAAAAUGGAAAAAAGAAAAAAAAGAAUGGCUAUUUUCAAAUUGUGGGCUCAGAGUUCAGUGCUUCAUACCUGAAUUAGCUGUGCAUGGUGCUAUAUUUGAAAUGUGUUGCAGCAAUGUUCUAUUAAAACAAAAGAAAAGAGACCUAUUUUCUAUGUCUCA
Molecule: messenger RNA, 1999 nt
Organism: Crotalus tigris (Tiger rattlesnake)
Lineage: Eukaryota; Metazoa; Chordata; Lepidosauria; Squamata; Viperidae
Product: retinol dehydrogenase 14-like
Exons: 2
Coding region: 589-1584 (331 amino acids)
Source: RefSeq, a predicted model, not a curated record